AUGAUGUUUUCUCUGCUGCUGGCUGCAGCUCUGCUGCUCGGACUUUAUGUCGUUCUCUACCUGACUGUCAUCUCACAGCCCAGAUGUAAAAGCGAGGCCAAGUUGCACGGAAAAACCGCCAUUGUCACCGGGGCGAACACCGGCAUCGGUAAAGCCGUGGCGCGGGAUCUGGCGAGGAGGGGGGCAAGGGUGAUCCUGGCCUGCCGGGACCAGCAGAGGGCAGAGGCCGCCCGGCAGGACAUCGUGAAGGAGACAGGAAGCAGCCAGGUGCUCCUCAUGCAGCUGGACCUGGGCAACCUGCAGUCGGUCCGUUCUUUUGCUGAGAACUUCCUGAAGUCCGAGUCCAGGCUGGACCUUCUCAUCAACAAUGCCGGGGUGGCGGAUCGUGGCAAGACGGCAGACAGCUUUGGGCUGAACUUUGGCGUCAAUCAUCUAGGACACUUCCUUCUGACCAACCUCCUUCUGGACAAGCUGAAGGCGAGCGGGCCAAGCCGGGUGGUGACGGUGUCAUCCAUCACCUACAAGAUGGGCAAAGUGGACUUCAGCUGUCUGACGACUCACCGAGACGUGGCUCUGGGGAACAGUGACAGAGAUGCUUUCAUAAAGUACUGUCACAGCAAGUUGUGCAACAUCCUCUUCACCUACGAGCUUGCCAAGAGGCUUCAGGGCUCAGACGUCACCUGCUACAGCCUCGAACCCGGAAUGGUGAACACAGAGAUCAGUCGCCACGGCACCUUCUUCACGCAGGUCAUCUGGACGCUCGUCGGGUUGCUGUUCUCCAUUGAUGUUGACUCCGGCGCCCAGACCAUACUCCACUGUUCCCUGCAGCAAGGCAUCGAGCACUUGAGCGGGCACUUCUUUUCCAGGUGUGCGCCGCUAAUGAACAUGGAGCCCAAGGCUAGAGACGACGCCACCGCCAAGAAGCUGUGGGAGCUCAGCGAGACUUUCUGUGGCCUUUCCUGA
This is a messenger RNA of Myripristis murdjan (pinecone soldierfish), 963 nucleotides long. RefSeq names its product dehydrogenase/reductase SDR family member 13-like. The coding region runs from base 1 to 963 and encodes 320 amino acids. Lineage: Eukaryota; Metazoa; Chordata; Actinopteri; Holocentriformes; Holocentridae. The transcript is spliced from 5 exons. The record is from RefSeq and is a predicted model, not a curated record.